Molecule: messenger RNA, 2226 nt
Organism: Aspergillus steynii IBT 23096
Lineage: Eukaryota; Fungi; Ascomycota; Eurotiomycetes; Eurotiales; Aspergillaceae
Gene: nop7
Product: mRNA-binding ribosome synthesis protein NOP7
Exons: 3
Coding region: 61-2100 (679 amino acids)
Biological process (GO): maturation of LSU-rRNA from tricistronic rRNA transcript (SSU-rRNA, 5.8S rRNA, LSU-rRNA); ribosome biogenesis
Cellular component (GO): nucleolus; PeBoW complex
Molecular function (GO): RNA binding
Source: RefSeq, a predicted model, not a curated record
CUUCUUCCAGUCUCUUUCCCUCCACCCCGUCAAUCACCCCCCAAUCCAAUCCACACCACCAUGGGUAAAAUAAAGAAGAAGGGCCAAUCCGGUCAGGCCAAAAACUACAUUACUAGGACGCAGGCAGUGCGCAAGCUUCAGAUCUCCCUGCCUGAUUUCCGUCGACUAUGUAUCUUCAAAGGAAUUUAUCCCCGUGAGCCUCGGAGCAAGAAGAAGGCCUCGAAAACUUCGACCCCCAACACCACAUUCUACUACACCAAGGACAUCCAGUAUCUUCUCCACGAACCUCUGCUUCGGAAAUUCCGUGACCAAAAGGCCGUUGCCAAAAAGAUUGCCCGCUCGCUUGGGCGCGGAGAAGUCGGCGACGCAUCUCGUUUGGAGAAGAACCAUGCGCCGAAACUGAGCCUGGACCAUGUGAUCAAGGAGCGCUAUCCGACUUUCAUUGAUGCCCUGAGAGACCUGGACGAUGCCCUGUCGCUUCUGCACCUGUUCGCGAACCUGCCGUCGACCACGCAUGUUCCCCCCAAGACCAUUGCGCUUUGCCAGCGCCUAUGCCACGAGUUCCAGCAUUUCCUGAUCACCACCAACUCGCUGCGGAAAUCCUUCCUUUCUAUCAAGGGAAUCUAUUACCAGGCGACUAUCCAGGGCCAGGACAUCAUGUGGUUGGUGCCUUACCGAUUCGUGCAGCGUGUUAACGGAGAUGUCGAUUACCGAAUCAUGGCUACCUUCGUCGACUUCUACACUACUCUGCUGGGAUUUGUGAACUUCCGUCUUUACUCCACCAUUGGUCUCAGAUACCCGCCUAAGUUCGACACCCGAAGCGACGAGAAUGGUGCCGAAUUGGCCGCCUUCACCCUCGAGGGCCAGGCGGUUGGCAACACUCCUAAGGCCAUUGAGGCGAGUAACAAGCCGAAGAGCAACGCCGAUAACAAGGAGGUUUCUCGCGAAGUGCAGGCGAAGGUUGACAAGGUGAUUAAGAAGGGUAAAUUGGACCAGGCGAAGAAUGACCAGACCGUCGACACAACGGAGGAAUCCACCGAUGCGAUCGACAAAUUUGAGCCCACCGCUCCCGAGGCCGAUACCCUGCCGCAGCCCGAUCUGAGUGUGGACGGUGCCGGCUCCUUGUUUGCGCCCUACACCUUCUACAUCUCCCGAGAGGCCCCUAAGGCUCCCUUGGAGUUCAUUCUCCGCGCUUUCGGAUGUACGCGAAUUGGUUGGGAUACUGUCUUGGGUGAUGGAGCUUUUACGCAUAACGAGGCGGACACCCGGAUUACCCACCAAAUCGUGGACCGACCUGCUUUGCCCGAGGGAGCUCUUCCCACUGUCCCUGCUGCGUCGCAGGACGGCGCGGGUGCGGGACAGAAGGUCAAGCCUGGUACCCGGAUUCCGGGUCGCACCUACGUUCAGCCUCAGUGGGUCUGGGACUGCAUCAACGAAGGAAAGCUUCUCCGGCCCGAUCUCUAUGCUCCGGGUGCUACUCUGCCCCCUCACUUGAGCCCCUGGGUCAAGCCUUCCAGAGGUGGCUACGAUCCUCGCGCCAGCUUGGCUGAGCAAGAGGAAGAGGGCGAGGCUGAGAUGGCCUCUGAGGAGGACAGUGACGAGGAGAUGGAAGAGGCGACCGACGACAAGAAGGCGGACACCAAGGACGAAGAGUCCGAGGUUGAGGGUGAAGAUGAUGAUGAAUCCGUCAACGGUGGUAUGGAUGUUGCUGGCACCGACGACGACGAGAGUGAGAGCGAGGCCGAGGAGGACGAGGACUUUGGCGGCUUCGAUGAUAACGACGCAGUCUCUGAAUCGGAAGACGAUGAGGAAUCCGCUCGGACACAGCACCAGAAGGAACUCGAGGCCGAGGCUGCUGGUCUUCCUUUCUCGUCCAACGGUGCCACUGACGAGUCGGGCAAGAAGAAGUCCAAGUUGGCCAAGAAGAAUGCCUCCAAGAAGCGCAAGGAAGAGGAGGAACUGGAGCGACAGAAGAUGAUGAUGAGCCGGAAGAAGCGGAAGUUGCUCGAGAAGAUGAUGUACUCGAACAAGAAGCAGUCGGAUGAAUCCGCGAAGCUGCGAUCGAAGCGGAGAAAGCUUGAGAAGGGCGAGCAGAAAUAAACAGGAAGAAAAAAGUUGACUGACAAAAUUUGAUAUCCUUUUUGGAUUUGAUACCGUUUAUAAUUGGCGUCUUGAAUAUUUAUACUGUCCAUGGCAUUGAACCGUUCCACAUAGAAUGUAGUCUAG